Molecule: messenger RNA, 1651 nt
Organism: Zymoseptoria tritici IPO323
Lineage: Eukaryota; Fungi; Ascomycota; Dothideomycetes; Mycosphaerellales; Mycosphaerellaceae
Exons: 2
Coding region: 54-1520 (488 amino acids)
Cellular component (GO): endoplasmic reticulum
Molecular function (GO): oxidoreductase activity; heme binding
Source: RefSeq, a predicted model, not a curated record
ACUGACUCCAUCUGCUACCUUGGACUUGUGAGAAAAUUGAGAGCUGCAGCAGCAUGGUCGAUUCAUCGGAAAAGGUGUCUUCAGAAGUCGACACGGGCAAGUCGCCUGAUCGCAAAGAGCUGAAGGCGAAAUGGGCCAAUGCGAACAGUGACAAAGAGGAGAAGUCUUUCAAGAAGGAAGAGGUCGCAAAGCACAGCUCGAAGACUGACUGCUGGAUAGCCAUCCAUGGACGAGUCUAUGAUGUUUCGGAGUACCUGAAAGAUCAUCCUGGCGGCAAAGAGGCUAUCCUCGAAGUCGCUGGCACCGACUCUACUGCGGCUUACGAGGACGUUGGCCACUCUGAGGAUGCACGGGAGAUUCUACAGGGACUCGACAUUGGUGCUCUUGAAGGUGCUCCAGACGAAUCGAAGAAGCCGUCCGGCCCUGUCCAUCCUCCUGCUUCAGAGGUCGUCCACCGACAGUCUUCGGCACAAGAUCAGCCUACGUCGUCCAGUAUCAUUACUCCUCGUCUAGAGCUGGCAGCGGCUACAGUCGCCGCCGCCGGCCUUGCGUGGGCUGCAAUUCACUUUGGCACUGUUCCCUCUCUCCACCUCGGCGGAGGAACCGGUAGCUUCACCCAGGGCUUCCUGGCUGCCAGUGUUUCGUUUGCAGUCGUAGGCGGGUUUGGCGCUCGUUUCCUCUCCCAGGCCACGAAAUUCGGUCAGGACUUCAGCUCCUAUCCUGCACACAUCCGCAGUAGUACGAAGCCGGUCGAUUUCAAACCAUCCGGAGUCCUCACACCUCAGGAGUACCGCAAGUACAAGCUCAGAGCCAAGAAGGAAGUUGGCGAAGGGAUCUGGCGUUUCACAUUCGACUUGCCUAAUUCGUGGUCCAUCCUCGGCCUUCCCAUCGGACAGCACAUCGCGAUCAAGGGCAUCGUCGAUGACCACACCGUGGUACGAAGCUACACUCCCAUCUCCUCGAACCGCGAUCUUGGAAGACUGGAGCUGCUUGUUCGUGUUUACCCGGAUGGUCAAUUAGGCAAUUAUUUGAAGAAUUUGAAGGUUGGCGAUGCAGCCGACAUUCGCGGUCCCAAGGGAGCGAUGCGAUAUCGCAAGGGCAUGUCAAAGCAUAUUGGCAUGGUUGGAGGUGGCACGGGGAUCACACCUCUGUUUCAGAUCAUCCGCGCCAUCUGCGAAGACAAGACGGACGACACUAAAGUCACACUCAUUUACGGCAAUCGUUCAGAGGGCGACAUCAUGAUGCGUGAGCAGCUCGAUCGCUACGCAAAGGACGCAGGCGAUCAAUUCAACGUCUACUACACCGUGGAUAAACCGAGUGAGAACUGGAAGGGAGGCAAGGGCCAUGUCACGAAGGAGUUGCUGUCGGAAUGGAUGCCAGAUCCGUCAUCAGAGGGCUCGAAGGUGUUGUUGUGCGGGCCACCUGGGAUGGUCAACGCGACGAAGGAUAACCUGGUCGAGCUUGGAUUCGAAGGUCCAGGCGCAGUCAGCAAGAGAGAUGAUCAGAUCUUCUGCUUCUGAUCUGCUCGUUCUCUGUAUCUGACGAUGUUCGUCCACAGUACUGGUUCAGGAGCAUUGGCGUGGUUCACAAAAUCGUCUGGCGUUGCGAGUAUUUCGAUCCAUAAAACCUGAAAGUCGUCUCCGCAUGCUCC